Solea solea (common sole) is the source of this 2141-nucleotide messenger RNA. RefSeq names its product neuraminidase 1 (gene neu1). Gene Ontology annotation, molecular function: exo-alpha-sialidase activity. Bases 198 to 1361 code for a protein of 387 amino acids. Gene Ontology annotation, cellular component: cytoplasm; lysosome; membrane. Gene Ontology annotation, biological process: ganglioside catabolic process; oligosaccharide catabolic process. The record is from RefSeq and is a predicted model, not a curated record. The transcript is spliced from 6 exons. NCBI's taxonomy places the organism in Eukaryota, Metazoa, Chordata, Actinopteri, Pleuronectiformes, Soleidae.
CCUCAGUCAUAUGACUUGAAGAAAGCUAGCGUGGAGUUAGCAACGGCGGCGCGAACGCUGCGCGAGGGCUUUACCGUCUUUAUUUCUCUAUUUUGGUGGAUUUAUUGCCGGGAGUGGUUUGUUUAGAAGUGUGUCGGAGUGAAGAAGAAGAAGAAGAAAAAGACGGAGGAGAAGAAGGAGAAGAAGGAGAAGACAACAUGAAGACCGGAAGCUGCAGUUGUGGACUCUCCUGGUUUCUGUCCACUGUUUGGUUUGUCAGUGUUUGUGUGAGCAGAGCAGCAGAGAUUGACCCUCUGGUGUAUGAUGAGCAGCUGCUGUGGGUAGGUGGAACCCAGGGGCAGGUCAACACCUACAGGAUCCCUCUGCUCACCUUCACCCACAAGGGAAGCCUGCUGGCUUUCGCAGAGGCAAGGAAAUUUUCUGCGGCGGACACGGGAGCAAAGUUCAUCGCACUUCGGCGGUCCACGGACAAAGGAGCCACCUGGUCCCCAACCUCAUUUAUUGUUGAUGAUGGAAAGAACCCGGACGGCCUGAAUCUUGGCUCCGUGGUGGUGGACGAGGAGGAGGGCUUAGUGAUUGUGAUCUACAGCAUCUGCUUCCACCUGUACCACUGCAGCCCGGCCAGCACCAUGUUGGUGGAGAGCAGGGACGACGGCCUCAGCUGGAGUCUUCCUAGAAACCUUUCAGUCCAACUCGGAGCCAAGGCCUUCAUGGCGGGGCCAGGUUUUGGCAUUCAGAAGCGAUACAGUCCAGCUAAAGGGCGGUUGGUUGUCUGUGGUCAUGGAACGAUCGAGGGGGACGGCGUUUUCUGCAUCCUGAGUGACGACCAUGGCCGCAACUGGUACAACGGUGCCGCCCUGAAGAGCAUCCCCUACAACCAGAAGAAGAAACCGUUGGACUUCAACCCUGAUGAACCCCAGCUGGUCGAGAUGUUGGACGGCAGCAUCAUCGUCAAUGCACGGAACCAGAACGACUACCACUGCAGGUGUCGUGUAGUGGUGCGUAGCCACGACGGAGGAUUGACCCUGCCCAUAGACGAUCUGUUUUUUGACGAUACUCUGGUGGAUCCUGCAGUUGCAGCUGGAAUUCUGCAGAAAGAAGGAGUGCUGUACUUCACCAACCCCUUUAACGCUACACACAGAGUCAACCUAACCUUAAAAUGGUCCCUGACCAAUGGCACCUCUUGGGAGAAGAAAUCUGUCCAGAUAUGGGCGGGACCAAGCGGCUACUCCUCCAUCACAUCACUGGACAGCGGUUCUGUAGAUGACAGGAAAUACAUAUAUGUCAUCUAUGAAAAGGGCCAUAAAGACUAUGACGAGACAAUCUCGUUCGCCAAGAUCCACCUCUAUGGUGGCCGGUAGCACAUAACACGAAAGGGAAGAGGAAAACGCUCUCUCAGGAAGAGGACAAGACUGUCCAACAUUUAGUGUUUUGACUAUUCAUAAUGCUGGUUUUUUUCCGUACCCUAAAAUUCCGACACUUAAUUUUCCACAGAUUUCGGUGUUUUUUCUGAAUUGUUUGCACAGCUGCAUUAUUUUUUAGGAGAAAAUACACUGAAGGCAAAGCUUUCAAAACAAAUAAGUGUUAAAGAUUUUUCUACAGGCCAAAUGCUCAACAAUGGAGCAGUAUCAUCAGUUUUCCAUGUAGCAUGGGAGAAAAUGACCAUGUCCAAACUUCUCCAUUGUUGACUGGGUGUGACAUUAUUCUGAUUUAAUGUUUUAUACUAAAAUGGUUUAUUUGACAUGUUUGUUUGUGAAACUGCACUUUCCAUUUGAGCAACUGUAGAAAAACAGCUGGAAUGAUUAAAAAUGAAACGUGCAUGUGUGAUUGAAUGUGAGAUCCGUAAGACGGCUUCUUUUGUGAUCGCACAGGAUAUUUUCUGUUACUUCAUCCUCGUGUUACUGGUGGUUUGGAGAGAGAAAUCUCACCACACAUUUUAAUGAACAAUGACGAUAAUAAAAAAACAAAAAAAACACCGCCUUUCUCAUCAGAGAUAUGAGGAAAUGUUUCUUGAUGAAAAAUAUGUUUAUGUAUGUAUGUAUUACAAUGGAAGGGAAUUGUCUAAUAUAAACCAGUGGUGGUGAUAAAAAAAAUAACUGAAUCUGCUGACGUUUGUAUUAAAAUGACAUGAUUUCACUAAA